Molecule: messenger RNA, 3146 nt
Organism: Aspergillus saccharolyticus JOP 1030-1
Lineage: Eukaryota; Fungi; Ascomycota; Eurotiomycetes; Eurotiales; Aspergillaceae
Product: putative protein kinase Yak1
Exons: 8
Coding region: 1-2691 (896 amino acids)
Biological process (GO): peptidyl-serine phosphorylation; peptidyl-threonine phosphorylation
Cellular component (GO): cytoplasm; nucleus
Molecular function (GO): protein serine/threonine kinase activity; ATP binding; protein tyrosine kinase activity
Source: RefSeq, a predicted model, not a curated record
AUGGAUCCCCAGUGGCAGCCUUACCAGGAUCCCUUAAUGGGUCACUCGGCGCAGUUCAACAACGGCCUGACGUCGAAUCCACAACAGCACCUAGCCUCAAAAUACGGCGGCCAGCCACAACACUCGCAGCCACCGGUCGGAUACUCCUACGAGCCCUUCCAAUCCCCUGCCGCCUCUGCGAAACCCUCCUCGACCGUCACAAACUCCAAGACUGUUUCGAUGGCCUCGUCUCCAGCUGCCACGCCACGUACUCGGGAUUAUGUCACCGAUGCGGAUACCACCAUGGAGGACGCCGAUCCGUAUAACCGGGCCAAAUACUCGACCCGACCAACCCAUCACAGUCGCCCUUCCUCCCAGUAUUUCUCACACGAAGAGUCAUCGGCCGCUCGCAGAUACUCGCCGGGAAACGUCUUGUCGUCGCCCAUGUCCUCUUUCAACGCCAGUCCUGGGAAACACAACUCGUACGCAUUCCCGCCCGGCCCCAAUCAGUCGCGACGCUCGCCGACCAGGGCGCCCAACUACGCUUCACCCCCUCAGUCAUUUCAGUCACCGCCGUCCGGUUCGCGACCGCCCAGACUGCCCCCUCUGCAGCCCACUGAUAUGAGCCCCGAUCAAUUCUAUCCACCCUCUGCGGGCUCUCAGCUUAGCGCAGCUCUCGCGCAAGACGGUCGAUCUCCUCGUUCUGCUUCUACAUCAGGUGGCGGUCAUUUGCCCGGUCGAGGACCAAUCCCGAAAUUUCAGAAGAUCAAGUCAGUGCAGGAACUGCAGCCGCGCCUGAAUGCACAGCCUCCGUUUAGACGUGCCAACCCCGAAGGCGGCUUCAUCAGCCCCCUCCAAGCGUUGACCACGCAUCUUCCGGCCACUUACCGGAUCUGCAACCCCGGCUUCAAUUACGAGUCGUCAAGAAAUCCAAGGCGUGUUCUAACGAAACCCAGUAAAGGCGUGAAGAAUGAUGGCUACGACAAUGAGGAUAGCGACUAUAUUCUUUAUGUCAACGAUAUCCUGGGCAGUGAGGAAGCAGGUCACAAGAAUCGCUAUCUUAUUCUCGAUGUGUUAGGUCAGGGUACUUUCGGACAGGUCGUGAAGUGCCAGAACUUGAAAACGGGAGAGGUUGUGGCCGUCAAAGUCAUCAAGAACAAGACCGCCUAUUUCAACCAGAGCAUGAUGGAGGUGUCAGUUUUGGAUCUGCUUAAUAGCCGAUACGACAAGAACGAUGAUCACCAUUUGCUCCGAUUGAAAGACACCUUCAUUCACAGACAACACCUUUGUCUUGUUUUCGAAUUGCUCAGUGUCAAUCUCUACGAAUUGAUCAAGCAAAACCAGUUCCGAGGUCUUAGCACGACCUUGGUGCGCGUAUUCGCCCAGCAGUUGCUCAAUGCUCUGAGUCUCCUAAACAAGGCGCAUCUGAUUCAUUGUGACCUGAAACCGGAGAAUAUCUUGCUGAAAAAUCUGGAAAGCCCCAUUAUCAAAGUGAUUGAUUUCGGUUCAGCAUGCGACGAACGGCAAACUGUCUACACUUACAUCCAAUCCAGAUUCUACCGUUCGCCGGAGGUCCUUCUUGGCUUGCCCUAUUCCUCUGCAAUUGAUAUGUGGUCACUUGGGUGUAUCGUUGUUGAACUUUUCUUGGGUCUUCCACUCUUCCCUGGUUCUUCGGAAUACAACCAAGUCUGUCGAAUUGUGGAGAUGCUGGGUCUUCCUCCCACAUGGAUGCUAGAGAUGGGCAAGCAAUCAGGCGAAUUCUUCGAGAAAAGUCAUGAUGAAUUCGGCAGGAAGACGUAUCGCUUGAAGUCCCUGGAGCAGUAUUCUCGUGAGCACAACACCAAAGAACAACCGAGCAAGAAGUACUUCCAGGCUUCGACCCUUGAGGAGAUUAUUCGCAGUUAUCCGAUGCCGAGGAAGAACAUGAAACAAGCGGAGGUUGAAAGAGAACUCAACAAUCGGGUAGCUUUUAUUGACUUUGUUCGCGGUCUGUUGAGUAUCAAUCCGCUUGAGCGCUGGUCACCGCAGCAAGCCAAGUUGCAUCCUUUCAUUACCCAGCAGAAGUUCACUGGGCCAUUUGUCCCACCCAUGAAUCUGAAGUAUUCAUCCCUCAACAAGACUGUGGCUCCUGGGAUUCAACAGCAGCAGCAAGCAGAGGCAGCCAGUAAACAGCGAGCGGCACAAGCAGCACACGCUCAGAGCGCUGCGCAGAAUGCAUACAAUAUGCAGUUGAAUCAGUUCCACACGCCAACGCAUGCCCAACCGCCACCCAUGUACAACGGGAUGUAUGCUGGCCACCAGCAAGGUGCUCCCCCUCCGUAUCCCAACCAGCCGCCCGCCUACGGUCACCAGAUGAAUAUCAUCCCCGGCCAGAUGCCGCAACAGCAAUACGCACCGUCGCAGACCCUAUACGCCCAAGCAACUACGAGAGCCGGCCGACAGCGUGCAUCUACCAUGGACCCCCAGGGUGGAGGCAUUCCGCCAACCAUCCAGCGCGUGGCUAGUCAUCUCGAUCCUAACGCACCGAUCAGACUGCAGCCGAGCCCUGCGUACUACCCACCUCCACCAGAUGGAUAUGUCGAUGCCAACUCAGCCAAUCAAAGACGUCGAGGAAGCCGCACUGGUGGCACCAGGAACCGAGACUUCAUCCGAACCCUUGAAGAUGGCGUCUUAGGGGGCGAAGGCUUCAUGGGCCAGAAUCAGUGGCACUGAGUGUGAUGAGCUCGCUGGCAGUUUGGUAGCACCUGGAAGGGUGCAUCAGCAAUUGCUGACUAAAAGUUCCAUCGAGUGAGCACAUGCUUUAUGUGCGUCUACCACGAGAAAGAACAGACAUAUAGCUGUUCUAGUGUGUCCUCCUUUAAUCGGAACCUGCAGGUAUCUUUCUCGGUCUUUGCGCCGCCAGGUAUUCCACAGUUGGACCGUCCUUUCAACAGAAAAGUCCCCGUCGCACCACCUUGCCCUUGAUGCUGUCUGCUUCUUGUCGGUCAGCACGGCAAUCAUUCUAUUUCCUUGGCCUGCUGCGUCCCGUGGGAUAGAAUGGAAGGAGAUCCCGUGAGACUCCGAUCUCAUUAUAGCGACUAGCACGGAGUCCUAGUCAAGCGUAAAGCGCCUUCCGGUGUGGCAUGUCGGGAUUAGUUCUCCGAUCGUCGACGGGUUCAAGUGUCUGU